Molecule: messenger RNA, 231 nt
Organism: Racocetra persica
Lineage: Eukaryota; Fungi; Glomeromycota; Glomeromycetes; Diversisporales; Gigasporaceae
Source: the annotation of a GenBank genome assembly
AAUAAUGAUAUGGAUUUAGAUGAAGUUCUAUCGUCAGUUACAUCAUUUGAAACAAAUACAUUAGCAGAAAAUUCAUCUUGUGCAAGUUUUAGUCAACAUGCACAAUUAAGAGAGGCAGCAAAUAGACAUAUUACUCAAAAUCGUCAAAUUAUUUACAAUCUUAUGAAAAAAAAAUAUAAAGCUAAAAAACGUUCAUUAAAUUUUAAACCAGGAGAUCUUAUAAAGAUCUGA